AUGGAGGGCGAUGGCAACAGACUUCCUUGGGGGAAGCCGAAACCUCCCACCACCCCAAGCGCAAACUCAGACGGAGCAGAGCAAGUACCUCUCUGGAGGAGACGCGGUUCUAUGCGACCACCAAUUCAAGACGCAAGAGAACCUGCUCCGCGAAGACAGGAGUUGACACAAGAACCUUCAUCCAGUUCCUCUCCCCUGCCAUCGACGAGACAAGAUCCGCCAAACAUUAGAGAGCCUCUUCGAAGACAGCCAGACCCAAGACAAGAUAUUGUGGCUGGUUUACCACCUCUUCCUUUUCGAACGCAAGACCCUUCGAGUGCAAACGCACCUCAAAGACGACAAGAUCCAACGCGCCAGGUACAACGUAGAACUUCCGACACACUCUCUCGGAGUCCAGAGUCUCCAAUCGCAAGAGAGCCACCAAGGAGGCGACACGAUUCUACGCCAGACGCAACAACCAUGGCCUCUGGUGGACCCUCGAGAAGACGAGGUUCGUCAACCCAGAGAGCUGGCGCAAGUAGGGACUAUUCCGCAGCUUCCUGGAGGGACAAUGCGAAUCCGUUACCAAUCGCAAACACGCCCACACCCCCUCCGCCUGCCAUCCACCCUCCAUGGCCCAAAGCGCACCCGACCAAGCUCACGAACAAGAAUGUCGCAUAUAUGACAAUCAGGCUCUCGGACAUCAAUCCCGGUAUCAUGCCCCAUAUAUCGAUCAAGGAAUGCAAGUUUCUGGCGUCGUACAAUUGGAUCAAAGCUGAUGUGGCCAGUAUAUAUGUCCCAGGAACGCCAGCACGGUGGUCGCCUCCUGCUUUGCCUUUCACCAUAGCCCCAGACAGUGAACAAGACGAACACAGGCGCUUGAUUACAGCUCCACGAUGGGCUCCUUUCUUUGCAUCGAUGCUCAUCAUGCAACCAAAUUACCCCCUUGGCGAAAUCGACUUGGUGACUGAUCGAAGCAGUCUUCGUCGACUGUUUGAGUGGGUCUGUAGUAGUAGUACAGAAGACAGCUGGCGUCUUGAUGCGAAUAUUGUUGAAGGGACAAUGUUUUUGAGCAAGUGGGUGAAGAGCUUUGGACGGUUUAUUGGACCUGGCCAUUCUGGGUACGGAUUUGGGUUUGAGAAAGCCUGUCUCAAGUUUGAGGGGGAUGUGAAUGAUAGCUCUUCACAUCAUCGGAUAUUGGAGUAUGAGUUGGGUGGGUUGAAGUGUCUUGUACAAUCCGAGGCCGAUGGAUAUGUGGCCGAUAACAAUACUCAGGCCGAGUCGGGAGAGAGCUCGAAUUCUCGAACCGAUGCCUCGACGUCCAGGACUGAGUCUUUGUUUCCGGAGGUGGACGGCGUAAAGGUCAUUCAAAAAGGAGAUUUUGUCUCGCCGCUCUCGAUCGUUGAAGCAAAAUGUACUAGUCACAGAACUCCACUCCAACAACAGAAGGACAGAGUGAGCCUUCAAUGUUGGUUAUCACAAACGCAGACUGUCCUCGCUGGACAACACCAACAAGGCACUGUCAAUAAUAUCGAAACUUUUCGAAUGGGCAGUUCAUUCUCCCAAUGGGAGAAGCAUGUUGGCCAUCAGCAUGAAUUAAGAAGGCUCAUCGGGUUGAUCAAAGUGAUCAGAAAGACCGCCAGAGACAACGCUAGUGGAAGAUGCUAUCUGAUCUAUGACGUUGACGCAGGACCUGGAAUUUUGCAAGUCUUGCGAGCAAAUGAUGACACUCGAGUUAGUCUUUCUGAUGAGGUGAAAGAGCAGUUCUGGCCACGACCGACUCCUUCUUCCUGA
This is a messenger RNA of Mollisia scopiformis, 1773 nucleotides long. RefSeq lists its product as uncharacterized. The record is from RefSeq and is a predicted model, not a curated record. Bases 1 to 1773 code for a protein of 590 amino acids. Lineage: Eukaryota; Fungi; Ascomycota; Leotiomycetes; Helotiales; Mollisiaceae. The transcript is spliced from 2 exons.